AUGUUCUCGAUUCAUUCGUUUAUUCAUCUUGAAACACUCAUUCUCGAUCAUAUAACAUCGUACAAUCUUCUCAUUCAACUUCUUAAUUCUCUUUUAUUACUACCACGUCUCUUUACACUUUCCAUUACUUUAUCACUUUAUUAUCCAGAUGAAAAUCCUAUACUUCAAUGUAUUUUUCGUUUACCUAUAAUCAAAUAUUGUAAAUUAACAUUUUAUGGAGAUCUCAAUAAUAAAUGUUUACCAUGUAAUCAUGAUCAAAAAUAUCAAUGUCAAACACUUAAAUAUCUCAUUAUUGAUGGUGAUUUGUGUCUCAAUCAGCUUACUCCAAUUUUAACAUAUACGCCUCAAUUGAUAUAUUUAUCAUGUCGAUUUCGAUUGGGAUUCGAUUAUAAAACAGAUGAACCAAUAUCCAUGCCAUCUUAUUUGACAUAUGUCAUCUUGACUUUUAAUGAUGUUUCAUUCGAUGAAAUCGAAAAAUUUUUAUCUAAAAUUUCUCAUAAUUUGCAACGUUUACGUUUAACAAUACACGGGAACACCACAUUUCUUUGUGCUAAUCGUUGGAAACAAUUAAUUAUAAAUCAUAUGCCUCAUUUAUACAUGUUUGAUUUUAUGUAUUUGAUUUCUAAAAAUGAUAUUCUGGAUGAGUAUAUUAGCUCAGAUCAUUUAUUAGAUAGUUUCAAAUCAUCAUUUUGGACAAAUCGACAAUGGUUUUUUCAAUAUAAAGAUUGGUCAUGUGCUUAUGGUCGUUUUGCAGGAAUAUUUUAUUCUACUCAUCCAUACAGAAGAAAAUCUUAUGAAUUAUAUCGCUGUGAUAACUAUGAGACGACUAUCAAUUCAGCUUCUCAUUUGACAAUUGGUAUCGAUCCCAUACCGAAUGAUAAUUUGAUUCAUUUUCCAAAUGUGACUAAACUAACUCUAAUUAAAAAUGAUAUUGAAAGUAAUGGUCGAUCAAUACUCAAUAUUAAUCGUAUUAUUCCGUUGAUGCAAAUUACUUGUUUAGUAGUUCGAGAUCCUCAUUUUACUAUUAAGAAACUUAUUAAAUUAUUACGAUAUUCAUUGAAUAUUCAAUCAUUAACCUUAAUCGGUAUGUCAUUAACAGAUGACUUUCAUUUAUCAAAAAAACAGAGCUAUCAAGUUUUUUCAAUAUCAAAGGCUAGUAAAGUUACUGAAUUAUGCAUCGAUGAUGAAUGUUCAUUGGAAUAUAUGCAAUUUUUUGUUCAUCUUUGUCCUCGCUUAGAACAUCUUGAUAUUAUUACUGUCAGACGUCAACACGAAUCAAUUGUACAAUUCUUAUUAUCAGGUUAUCUUCCAAAUCUUUUCUGGUUACGUUUUGGAUACAUAUCCACCCAAGAAGGCGAGCAAAUUCAAAGAAUGAUCGACCGUGACCAAUUAAUUUAUUACUAUACUAUCAAAAAUCAUCACACGGGAUGGUAUUUGUGGUGGAGUUAG
Rotaria sp. Silwood1 is the source of this 1449-nucleotide messenger RNA. The record is from the annotation of a GenBank genome assembly. NCBI's taxonomy places the organism in Eukaryota, Metazoa, Rotifera, Eurotatoria, Philodinida, Philodinidae.